AUGAAUUUAAAUGUGUUAAAAAGCUUACUUCCACCUAAUAUAUUUGAAAAAAUUGAUAAAGCUGGUAUAGCCACCCCUCGUCAGUUGUUGGUACUUUCGGUGUGGGACAUAAAAAAAGUUACUAACAUAGCAACUGAAGAUAUCUUAUUUUUAAAGAAUGUUGUUUCCAACUCCUUAAAUCCAUCUAGCUUCACUUGCGAUGAACUUCUCAAAACACAAAAAGUACGGAAAAUAGCAACGAGAUGUAUAAACAUUGAUAAUUUACUACAUGGGGGCUUUCGCACAGGUACUAUUACAGAAGUAUACGGUGAAAGCGGAUCUGGUAAAACACAACUUGGAAUUAUAGCAGCAAUAAAUAGUUGGCCCAAUAAAAGUGUGUACAUUUGCACUGAAGAUUUAUUCCCAGUGAAACGGUUAAAUCAAAUUAUUGAUUCAUCUCGUGAUAAGUUUGACAGUCGUUGUGCCAAACAUAUUUUUGUGGAGCAUCUCACUGAAUCUCAUGAACUUCUGUCAUGUGUUAGAGUCCGGUUACCAAAAUUGCUGGAGGCAAAUGAAGUAUCUGUAAUAAUAAUUGACUCCAUUGCUGCUCCUUUUAGAUGUGAAAGUACAAAUUAUGUGAAGAGGGCUGAAGAUUUAAGAGAAGUUGCUAUAAUGCUGUUAUCUCUUGCACAAAAGUAUAACUUAGCUAUCAUUUGCAUAAACCAAGUAACUGCAUCAUUUGGUGGUUCAUUAAAUGUGCUACCAUCUCUUGGACUGGCUUGGUCAAAUAUGGUUACAUAUAGGUUGUGUUUAAAAAAAAUAGCAAAAGAUGUGAAUUUGAAUAAUAAAGAAUGUUUACAAAAAAAUUCAGAAAAUUUACAUUGCAACACAUACAUAAGGGAACUCUCUAUAGUGUAUGCUCCAGAUUUGCCAAAUUCAUCAACUAAAUUUAUAAUAACAUCUGAUGGAGUGCAAAGUAUAUAA
Parnassius mnemosyne (clouded apollo) is the source of this 963-nucleotide messenger RNA. Lineage: Eukaryota; Metazoa; Arthropoda; Insecta; Lepidoptera; Papilionidae. The record is from the annotation of a GenBank genome assembly.